UACUUGACAUAUCAACCUCAUCCGCCGUUUCGCGCCUGAAGAGUUCCGGUGGUUUGACGCUCCAUCGCGUGGUCCGACCCCCUCACUCACCUCUGCUAUUCUCAUCAUCCUCAUCCGACUACCCCCAAUACUCGAGGAUCAACACAGCCGUCCUCCUCUCUCACAUUCGCCAUGGAUUUCCAAAGCCCGCAUACGAAUGGAGGCUUCGAUGCCGCCAAUAAUUUUAUCGAUCCGAGCGCAAUGUUUGACGCGCCAAAUCAGAUGAACGGCACACGCCCGUAUCCUACAUCCUCAAUACCUUCAAAACGCGACUCGACUGGGGCGUCGUUGUCGCGCUCUCAGACUCCUUCCCAGCAAGGCCAGUUCGGAUUUCAACAAGGAUUCGCCCACACGCCCUCUCCCACUCUACAUACACAAAACUUUGCUACCGGCGCAGUCCCUCCACAAAGGAUGCAAACUGUGUCUCCCGCGCAGAACCAAAACAUGCAGCAGAUGUCUGCGAUGGGUUUUAUGCAGGGAUCGCCGAUGCCGCAAGGAUACAACCAGAAUUUCGGAGGACAGGUUCAGAUGCCCCAGCUGACACAGAACCUGCAGAGCCGGCAGCAGGAGGCCCAACGGCAAUACCAAAUGCGACUGCAGGCACAGCAGCACCAACUAGGAAAUCUAGCCGCAAGCAAUAUGGCUGCACAACAACGGCAUCAGAUGUUUGCGAAUCCGGCAGCGCAACAAGCCGCAAUGCAGAGAAAUAUGGGCAUGGCACAGCAACCGCAGAAUGCGCAACCACAAGUUCAGAGCUUUUUGAAAAAUGUAGGUGCCCUAAUGGCCUCAAUGCAACGGCCUUUCAACCCCCAGCCUCGCGUCGCCGGCCGUGUCAUCAAUCUGCAACAGCUGUACUAUGCUGUCAUGAAACUGAGAGGCUCAAAACAUGUCACCCAGACCGGCUCUUGGCCAAGAGUCGCACAGAUGAUGCAAAUAGACCCAAGGCAGUUUCCGCAAGUCAGUGACGAGCUGCGGAUAACCUACGAACACAACCUCGGGCCCUACGAAGCCGCCUAUCUCAUGAACAAACAGCAACAGCAGAUGAGGGGAAUGGCCGCGCAACAAGGGCAAAUGGGUGGCAUGGGCCCUAUGGCGGCGAUGGGAGGAAUACCCCAACCUGGCCAACAGAUGUCGCCAACCAGGCAAAUACCCCAGGAAGCACAAAACAAUGCUGUAGCCCAGCAGCAGUAUAUGCAGCAACUACAGAGGUCACAGACCAUGCAACAGCGACAAACAGAUAUCACAACACCCGUCAAAACCCACGCCGCAACGCCCAGUAUGAAUGGUUCGGGUACCCCUCAGCUCGACGGGAAAAUGUCCUCAAAUGCAUUUGAUCAACAUAGGAAAAGCCUCAGCCAGCAACUCGAAGCCACGCCCCCCCAAGGACAAGGACCUGGAUAUGCAUCACCUUCCCCUGGACCUAGCAAAGUAACGCGCCUUAUCCCACAAGAAGUAUCGGCUCCUGUGAUUCGGGAGAAAGUUGUCCAUGAAGCGGAAGAUCCGACAUUAUUCAGACCCAUCACGAGAACAAUUCACGAAGCGUGGGGCGGCCUCAGUGUUUUCACACCGGAAUUUGAUCACCUCAUAGCACAGACCGAGAUGUAUAAGCCGAAUAUGCCAUCAUUGGGUGAAAUGGGCGUUAUCGACAUUCGUGCACUCACCAUGAGCAUUCGAUCUGGCCUUCACGCAGAAGCUCGGCUAGCUCUAGACAUAUUUGUGAAGCUCACCUACGAGCAGCAAAUCGUUCUGGAGCUAGACAAAUGCGAUGAUUUGAUUGAUGUGUUAGUUGAGUACGCCGAGGAUCUGCUGGACCUAUUAGCCAACGACAACCCUGAAGUCUCAGAUAUCCUAGAUCUCUCGCCAUACGAGGAGGUUGUGCGAAGUUGUCGGGUAGAAAUGGAUAGUGUGCCAGAAGUUCAUGAGUUUGGAACCAAGGAGUACGAACUGGAGAGAACAGCCGAUCGGCUGAUUGCAAUUACAACAAUCUUGCGCAACCUCUCCUUCCUUGAAGUUAACCACAAUCAACUUUGCAACCCCGCCGUUCUGAAGUUCAUGUCCUACGCAAUACGACUUGUCGGCACUCGCAUACUCCUUUUACGGACUCACAUCAACACCGCGGAUUUCAUGAAGGAUUUAAUAACAUUCUUCUCCAAUACUGGCACCAAGAUAAUACUACCUUCCCGCGACGAGGCGUAUACUAUCCUACAAUUCCUGUGCGCGUUCGCGCCCUGUCCCCGACCCGAGUUACCCGUCAGGUUUGCACCAUACAGCCCAACGCUCCAUCGUUGCCUACCGGCUGCUGUUGACAGUCUUGCUAAGCUACUUGCGCGUGACGACCCCAAUCGGACCUUCUACAAGCAUGUAUUCGCGGCUGAGUCAACGUCGACACCACCAUAUGACCUUUUGACCCGCGCGUUUGCUCUUGCUGUUUCUGUCGUACCAGAAACCAUGUCUCGGAAAGGCGGCGUGAGGGAGGCCCGUAUUGCAGAAGCUCGGAAAGCUUUUCUUAUCCAGGGAAUGCUGGCUGCCGACAUUCUGGCUUCGCUUGCGCCUGGUGCAGAGAGCGGCGUCUGCCGUUCAUGGCUAGAAGCAGAAGAUGGCUGGGGAGAAAACAUGCUUGCAUUUACCAUGUUUCUCACUACCAUCGACCACACCGCUCCCCCACCUCAAGUGCAAUACCCAGGUCUUCGUCCCGGUGCCCCACAAAGGCAGCGCAUGGAACCUGAUAUCCAGGGUUUCCACCUCAUCGUCCAUCGUGCGCUUUCCAUGCUAAAACGACUUGGGGAUAAAUCAAGAGGUGUCGAUGUUCUGGUGAAGGGCGAACACCUCACAAACGGCAACACAGAACAUGACGAGGAUUCAGAUGAGGAUAUGGAAACUGUUGUGAACGCGGGCACGAAGUGGAAGGUGAAGACAGACGUUUUGCCAACGAGAGGCCAUGUCAUUGGCGCGCUCCUGCAGCCGGAUAUGGAUCCUCAUGCGCUAAGACUUUUCUGCGGUAUUGCCGAUUUGGAUAGGGAUUGAUGUCUAGCUUACUUUUCGGUUGGUCGGGGCUUAUGGGCGUGUUUGGGAAAAGAGACGGGGGAUUAUAUUUGGGGGUGACACCGGCUUUUCAUCUUUUGCGUGUACUAUGAUAUUUCCUGAAUCCCAUUUAUGGCACUGUGUGUAUCUGCUAUUCACAACUCUGCUCUGACUGAGGAGCUAUCUAUACCUCUGCCCUAUUUCCCUCAUGGGUCUACAUAUUUUGGUCUUUUUCGUUCGUGGCGAUUGGCGUUGAAGCAGUUUGCUAUUUUCUUGUAUGGGCUUCGAUACACUGGGAUGAUAUGGUGUGACAUGCGUCGUAGGGAACUGGAGUAUCUGGGGAAGUGUGUAGUGGGACAGAUUUGGUAAAUUUGAAAGACGAGCGAGCAUUGGGUAAGAUGGGCUUCAGUGGCGUAGGUGUGAAUAUCGUCAGACGCUGGUGCAC
Molecule: messenger RNA, 3505 nt
Organism: Lindgomyces ingoldianus
Lineage: Eukaryota; Fungi; Ascomycota; Dothideomycetes; Pleosporales; Lindgomycetaceae
Exons: 2
Coding region: 172-3063 (963 amino acids)
Biological process (GO): regulation of transcription by RNA polymerase II
Cellular component (GO): nucleus; SWI/SNF complex
Molecular function (GO): transcription cis-regulatory region binding
Source: RefSeq, a predicted model, not a curated record